This is a messenger RNA of Siniperca chuatsi (mandarin fish), 1608 nucleotides long. RefSeq names its product M1-specific T cell receptor beta chain-like. The coding region runs from base 86 to 1309 and encodes 407 amino acids. Gene Ontology annotation, cellular component: plasma membrane. The record is from RefSeq and is a predicted model, not a curated record. NCBI's taxonomy places the organism in Eukaryota, Metazoa, Chordata, Actinopteri, Centrarchiformes, Sinipercidae. The transcript is spliced from 9 exons. Gene Ontology annotation, biological process: cell surface receptor signaling pathway.
UGCUCUACAUCUCUACAUCACUUCCUGCUCCUCCUUCUGAUACACAAAGCACAGCAGAGACUCUAGCUGGUUCUUCACAUUCAACAUGAUGCCAUCUCGUUUCAUCGUUUCCAUCAUCACUGUCUUCUGCUUUAAAGGAGUUUACCUCAGUAAAGAAAAACAAGUAUUUCAGACUCCACAUGAACUGCUGAUGAAACCAAACGGUGAAGUCAACCUGAGCUUCACACAUCAAAUCCCGAGCUAUGACACUAUUCUCUGGUAUCAGCGUUCAGCAGGAGACACUUCCCUAAAGCUGAUUGGCUAUAUGUAUUAUAAGACUCCUAAUGUUGAGCCGGCAUUUCAAAGCCACUUUAAAGUGAGUGGCGAUGGAGAGAAAACUGCUUAUCUUCACAUCCUGAACCUGACGCACCCUGAAGACAGUGGAGAAUAUUUUGGAGCAGCAAGUCAGGUGAGCGCUGUUACAUUCCACCAAUCUCUUCCCCAGAUAGUGAAGGAGAAAAUUGAGGUCCAGAUUAACUGCAGUCAUAAUGAUAAUAACCUUCUAUUAAUGCUCUGGUAUCAGCAAAGAAAGGACAGUCUGUCUAUGACCCUCAUUGGGUAUGGAUAUGAAAGUUCCCCAAGCUAUGAGGGUCAGUUUGAAGAACAGUUCAAGCUGACAAGAGAAGGCACAACAAGAGGAACUCUGACUAUUCGCAGCGCAAACCUGUCACACUCGGCUGUUUAUUUCUGCGCAGCCACUGAUAACAACAAUCAGCCUGCUUACUUUGGCCAAGGAACCAAACUGACGGUUUUAGGUAAAUAUUUCAAACCAGACCAUGCUGUUACCAAACCAAAAGUGACAGUGCUUCCACCUUCGCAAAAAGAGUGUCGAAACCCAAAAAACAAGGAAAGGGAGAAGACCAUUGUUUGUGUGGCCAGUGAAUUCUACCCAGACCAUGUCAGUGUGUCCUGGAGGAUUAAUGGGUCCAAUGUCAGAGAGGGGGUGGCGACGGACAACGCUGCCCUGCGGGUCGGAAAGUAUUACCGAAUCACCAGCAGGCUGAGGGUCGCGGCAGAAACUUGGUACAAUCCCAGCAUAAAGUUCACCUGCAUUGUCACUUUCUACAAUGUGACAAAUACUGACUAUCCAGCCCACAUUUUUGGUGAAACAGCUGUUGGAGAUGGCAUGACAAGAGAUAAAUAUUUGAGGAUCACACAGACUGCCAAACUCUCCUACGGUGUUUUCAUCAUCAAGAGCUGCAUCUAUGGAGCCUUUGUUUCGUUUUUGGUGUGGAAACUUCAGGGUUCAGCUGGAAAGCAACACAACUGAGAGCUGAGCUGAGGCCUGAACAAAUGGAUUCUAGGAGAUCAGUAGUGUUGGUUUCUGUAAAUAAAGGUUGAAAACAUUGAAGUUAUAUUUCCACAACUUUAUAUGUUGCAGUGCAUUUGUGUUUGUUACUCAAUUAGAUGAUCGAAUUCUGCUAAAAUAGAUGAACUAUGUAUAUUCUAGUUAUAAUCUUAAAGCUACUUUGGCAUCACAUUUUUAGACAUACUUAAUAAUUCUGUGUAUUUGUGAUUGUGAAUCGCUUGUUUGCUUAAUUUUCUUCUCAAUAAAAGUAUUUCAGAGGA